Messenger RNA from Wyeomyia smithii (pitcher-plant mosquito), 2358 nucleotides. RefSeq lists its product as uncharacterized. Gene Ontology annotation, molecular function: nucleic acid binding; zinc ion binding; aspartic-type endopeptidase activity. NCBI's taxonomy places the organism in Eukaryota, Metazoa, Arthropoda, Insecta, Diptera, Culicidae. The record is from RefSeq and is a predicted model, not a curated record. Gene Ontology annotation, biological process: proteolysis. The transcript has a single exon. Bases 1 to 2358 code for a protein of 785 amino acids.
AUGCCCGUAAUGCAUUCGCCGUCGCGAUCGGAAGAUAGUGAAAAAUCAUUUCACGGAUUCGUCGAGGAUGUUCCCGUUGAUCUUGAUAUGGAAAAGGAAUAUCGUGUGGUUUGUCGCCAGCGUUCCCAGGUAAAGCAAAAGCUGGUGCGAAUUCAACGCACGAUAAUCGCGAACUCCACUAUCGGAUUGGCACAGCUGAAUGUGUUGUCAAGAAACCUAUCUGCAGUGUACACGGAAUAUAGUGCGUUUCACAGUAAGAUUUUGUCUUUGGUAUCGGAUGAAGCAUUGGAUCAACAAGAACAGGAAUGUGCUGAUUUUGAAAAUACUUAUACCGCCGUGUGUAAUGCAGUGGAGGAGUUACGAUUGGAAGCAAGCAACCGGACAUCGCCAAAUGCUUCAUCGAACCCGCAAAAUCAACAAGUAAUUAUCCAGCAACAACCCCUUAAGAUGCCGAUUCCUACAUUCGACGGAAAUUAUGCCGCAUGGCCAAAGUUCAAGGCCAUUUUUAAUGAUAUAAUGGCCAAUUCGGGAGAUACAGAUGCCGUCAAGCUGUAUCAUCUCGAAAAAGCGCUAGUCGGAAAUGCCGCUGGAACCCUUGAUACUAAAAUUCUUAGUGAAGGGAAUAACAAGCUAGCUUGGGAUGUCCUUAUGGAUCGAUACGAUAACAAGCGGGCUAUCGUGGAAGGCCACUACCGAGGGUUGUUAUCUCUGAAGAAAAUGUCGUCAGCAUCGCAUAAAGAAUUACGUGCACUUGUGAAUGAAGCCACCAAUCACGUUGAAAGCCUGCGAUAUCUCAAGCAAGAAAUUAAUGGCACAGCGGAACAUUUUUUCGUAUUUUUGAUUAUUUCGGCGCUCGACAACGCUACUCGACAAGCUUGGGAAUCCACAAUGAAGAAGGGAGAACUUCCAAAGUACAAAGAAACUAUCGAGUUCCUGAAAACACGGUGUCAAAUCUUGGAUAACUGUGAAUCUGCAAUCCAAGCAACCACCUCAACAAAGAUGAAGCAAGUUCCACUACCAUCGAAGGCUCAGACGCAGAAAUGUUACACCUCAUCCACUAGCACUUCGCAACCCAUCUGUGAAAUUUGUGGUGGUUCCCAUCGGAAUGUCCUAUGCCCAACACUCACCGAUCUUUCACCUGCACAAAAGAACGAAAAAAUUCGAGCUGCUGGAGUGUGUUUUAACUGUCUGCGUAAGGGACAUAGAUCAAAAAAUUGUCCUUCUGAUAAGGCCUGCCACAAAUGCCAACGACGUCACCACACAUUGUUGCAUUCGGAUGGAAUGUUCAACAAAGAGACUAAACCCAAUGUUUCGCUUCCCGUCAAGACGGUGGCAAAUCCGCCUUCGAUUCCAGAAAUUCCAAAGCAAGCUGAUGCUGCGCAGAUACCCACCGUGGUAGAGUCGUCUGUUUCCAACACCUGCUCAUCAUACCAAGUACAAUCUAGAAGGACUGUACUGUUGCAAACCGCAAUAGUACAUGUAUUUGACCAAAAAAAGCAACCCCAUCCAUGCCGUGUACUUUUGGACAGCGGCUCCCAGGUGAACUUCAUAACAGAAGAAAUGGCCAACCGCUUAGGUCUUUUCAAAAAACCAGCCAAUGUUCCCAUCGUUGGUGUUAAUGCCUUACGCACUCUCGCCCGAGAUAAAGUGACGAUCAAGUUCCGCUCCCGUGUGUCUUCCUUUAACGCCAGCCUAGAGUGUCUAGUAAUUCCCAAGGUAACAGGUAUAAUUCCAACUUCCAAGAUUGACGUUACACAGUGGACAAUACCGAAAGGAGUAGUUCUCGCUGAUCCUAUGUUCCACACACCGGAAAAGAUAGAUUUGCUGAUAGGUGGAGAACUAUUCUUCGAUAUCCUGAAACCGAGUCUGAUUCAACUAGCCGAUGGACUACCACAGUUUCGAGACACUCAUGUCGGGUGGAUUGUGGCUGGUGUUAUCGUCGAACCGCACUUGUGUAACGUGUCGCUCCAGUAUUCGCACGUUGCACUAGAAGAUAUUGAACGGAAAUUGUUGCAGUUCUGGCAAGUCGAGGAGGUGCCAGAUGUUCCCAAACUAUCAGCAGAGGAGAUAGAAUGCGAAACGCAUUUUCUUUCCACCUACCAGCGUGACGAAACCGGAAGAUUCAUUGUUAAGCUUCCGUUUAGAAGUAAUUUAUCCCAGCUGGAUAAUUGCCGUUCCUUGGCUUUGAAGCGGUUUUUGAUGUUGGAGAAGCGACUCAUCCGUAACCCAGAAUUACAAGCACAGUACGUGGACUUUAUCCGUGAGUACGAGUCUCUUGGACAUUGUCGCGAGGUAGCAGAAUCACAAGAUAAACCAAACCAGCAACUUUAUUAUUUAACACAUCAUGCAGUACUGUGA